CAGAAGUACACAACACAACUCACGCUCACCCACCUCAGGCAAAAUGGCUACUGAUAUGGAUAUCGAUAUGGAGAUUGAUCUCGGCCCAGAUCCUGAGAUUGCAGCGCAGGAGGCAGAGGCAGAAAUCAUGCAGCACGGAUCUGCCGGCACCACAACUAUGGGCAACGAUGACAUGAUGGAGGCUGAGCUCGUCCCGGAAAAAGUACAUAUUCGAGGACUUGACAACCUUUCGACGGCAGACAUCAGGCGCUUCUCUGACGAACACUUUCCAACCGAGUACUUCGUCAAAGUCGAAUGGAUAGAUGACACCUCCGCGAACAUUAUAUACGCCGAACCUGAAGUUGCGCGAGAUGCAUUGGUAGCAUUUACCUCCUCAGGUUCUGCAGCUUCCCUGCCCUCCGUCCAGCUCCGCCCCGCGAAGCUUCUUUCUUCGCAUCCCGAUACCAAACUCCACGUCCGACAAGCCAUCUCCACCGAUAUCAAAGCCCGCGGUGCCCGCGAUGCCAGUCGCUACUACCUCAUGAACCCCGACCAAGAUCCACGCGAACGGAAGAGACAGGAACGCGAAAAUGGAGACUACAAGCGCAACCGCUUCGAUGACCGCGAGCAUAGGCGCCGCCAGCGUGGUACGCGCAUUGAUACCGAUGCAAGUAUGUAUGACGAUGAUACCGGUACUACAAGCGUGCCUGAUCGCCGCCGUCGUUCCCGCACGCGUUCGUUCGACUCCAGUGACGACCGUCAGCGCAAACGUGUACGAUUUGACCGCGGCAGAGGCGCUGGAGACCUCUUCGCCAGCCGCAUCGCCGGACGGGGGGAUGGCCGCUUGCGCAAUCGGAGCGCAUCUCCGAGCCGUGAUGGCGAUGGUCGGUUGGGCUUCGUGGAGGAGACGCUCAUUCGAUCUCGCAUUCGAAGACGGAGCCUAACGCCUCCAGCGGCCUCACGGCGGCACGGGCAGGAUACUGACUUACUCGCACCAUUGCAUGGCCGACCUACCGUGCUGACUGGUACCCCUCAGCGAGCUGAUGCGAAUGGCGGGAUCGAGCUAUUCCCAGAAAGAGCAGUUAGCUCUAGCAAGAAGGCGAAAGAGCUGUUUCCGGGCAAAUUAGUGCACGGGAAUCAUCGUCGAUCAGAUGCCUUCGACGCUAAUGACGAGACAUCCGAAAACGGCGAAAAGGUGCGCGAUUUAUUUGACAGAAUCAACAGCCCAGCAUCGGGGCGCCUCAAGGGCUCCAAUGCACCAGUCCGAGCACCAGACUUCAGCAACGGACCGAGCGACCAGGGCUUAAGCAUCAAAGGGGCUUCUCAGAAGGACAGUGUACAUGGUUUCUAUAUCAAGGGCGCCGCUGGAAAUUCAGGAGGGGCGGUGAGGGAACUGUUUCCAAUGAAGUCCGGCAGUCAAGAUCUGUUCGCGGAAAAGUUGAAGGGGCGCGGAGGUCCAAGGAAGAGGGCCGAGGAUAUGUUUUCAUGAGUCCGUCAAUGGCUUACAACGGUAUCUCCGCUUGUUUGUUGUCAUAUUGUAAGCGUGGCGUUUUGGACGGGCAUAUGCGUUCGCUAGAUGAUAUACUAGGUAUAUCUAUACACACCAAGAUUAAGGGCGGCAGGACUUGGAUUUGAACAGCCAUAGAGGCAUUAUCAUCUCUUGACACUCGGUCUAUAGAGGAGUGACAAGACUGUUACAAAUAGGCUCAAAGCAGUUGCUAGCAACACAAUGAAAUGCACAUAACCGACUCGAAUAUAGGAGAUAUGGCGGGAC
Molecule: messenger RNA, 1753 nt
Organism: Pseudovirgaria hyperparasitica
Lineage: Eukaryota; Fungi; Ascomycota; Dothideomycetes; Acrospermales; Acrospermaceae
Exons: 2
Coding region: 44-1468 (474 amino acids)
Cellular component (GO): nucleus; cytosol
Molecular function (GO): mRNA binding; RNA 7-methylguanosine cap binding
Source: RefSeq, a predicted model, not a curated record